Diospyros lotus (date-plum) is the source of this 2050-nucleotide messenger RNA. Its product is annotated as vacuolar-processing enzyme-like. The transcript is spliced from 12 exons. Bases 503 to 1942 code for a protein of 479 amino acids. The record is from RefSeq and is a predicted model, not a curated record. Gene Ontology annotation, molecular function: cysteine-type endopeptidase activity. NCBI's taxonomy places the organism in Eukaryota, Viridiplantae, Streptophyta, Magnoliopsida, Ericales, Ebenaceae. Gene Ontology annotation, biological process: vacuolar protein processing.
AGAAUCAUAAGAGAAAACGGGGCUAACGAUAGGGGAUUAUGGCUAUUUUCCGAAUCUUUAGGGUCCUAGUACAAAUAAAGUAAACUUUAGGCGAGGAGAUUCAACGUUUAGAAGUUCGCAGCUGCUUCGUUUCACUCUCUCAGGAGACAUUUUGAAAAAAGAAGCGCGAACACAAAACGCUGAAAGAGGAUGAUUUCGUGUUCAGUUUCCAAGAGAUUCUCAUUUUUAUUGCUCCUCUCAAUGGUUGUUACAACGUUGACAUUAAUGGCAAUUGAUCCUUUCGGGCGUUUGGAAGGGAUUAGGAUUGCGAACCAUUUCUCGAUGGAUUCUACUGUGAACGGGCCAGGAUCUCGCAAUGCAGUGGAAGAAGCCUUUGAAAGAUACGUAGAGUUAAAGAAUCAGGUAGCAGUUUCUCCACAAACAAGGGGUUUGGAGGCAUUAAUGAUAUAGUUCAAAAGUUCCUUGGUGAUCUGUGACUGUUACAUUCUCUGAUAAAAUCAAAAUGAAUAGUUACAUUAUUGGUGCAAUGCUCAUCCUCGAGCUGUUAAGCUUUUCUCUUGAGAGCCAGCAGCUUGCCAAGCUAUCAUCAGAGGAAUCAGAAUAUCACCAUGUUUAUGAUGGGGAUGGUGGCAACACAAAUAAUACCAAAGGAACUAGAUGGGCAGUCUUGAUUGCAGGCUCAAGAGGAUAUGAAAAUUAUAGGCACCAGGCUGAUGUAUGCCAUGCCUACCAAAUACUGAGGAAAGGUGGACUUAAAGAUGAAAAUAUCAUUGUGUUCAUGUAUGAUGAUAUUGCAUUUAAUAAAAAUAACCCUAGGCCUGGUAUCAUCAUCAACAAACCUCAAGGUGAAGAUGUUUAUAAAGGAGUUCCCAAGGAUUACACAGGACGUGAUGCAAAUGUCAAUAACCUUUUUGCUGUAAUACUUGCAAAUAAAACUGCUCUUACGGGAGGAAGUGGCAAGGUUUUAGAUAGUGGUCCAGAGGAUCAUGUUUUCAUAUUUUAUACUGAUCAUGGCGGUCCUGGGGUGCUGGGAAUGGCUUCUGAUGAAUACAUUUAUGCUAAUGAUCUCAUUGACGUUUUGAAGAAAAAGCAUGAUGCCAAAACCUUUAAGAGCAUGAUAUUCUACCUUGAAUCCUGUGAAUCUGGGAGUAUUUUUGAGGGCCUUCUUCCUGAAGGAUUGAACAUAUUUGCCACCACAGCAGCCAAUGCAACCGAGGAUAGUUAUGGAACUUACUGUCCUGAUGAGUCUCCUUAUGUUGACCCAGAAUAUGAUACUUGUCUAGGUGACUUAUACAGUGUUUCUUGGAUGGAAGACAGUGAAACGCAUAACUUGCGUGAAGAAACUCUGGAGCAGCAAUACGAAGUGGUAAAAGUUAGGAAAAGGACAGAAAAUAAGGGUGGAGAUUAUGGCUCCCAUGUCAUGAAGUAUGGAAAGUUGAGCCUUACCAAGCAGUGCCUGUACUCUUACAUGGGUACAAAUCCUAAAAGUAAUAGCUAUACGAUGGUCAGAGAUGAUUCCUUGAAACCAAUUCCAAAAGCAGUUAGCCAACAUGACACAGUGCUCCUUCACUUUUGGCACAAGCUCCAUAAAGCCCCUGAAGGUUCUCAAAAGAAACUUGAGGCUCAGCAGCAAUUCCAUAAUGAGAUAAAUCAGAGGAUGCGCAUAGAUCAGAUUAUGAUGUUCAUUGCAAAGCUUUUGUUUGGAUCUGAAAAUGCUCUGCCGAUGCUAAAGAAUGCUAGACCUGCAGGGCAGCCUAUGGUGGACGAUUGGAGUUGCUUCAAGACACUAAUGAGGACUUACGAGAAAUAUUGUGGAGCUAUGUCGAGGUAUGGAAUGAGUUACGCGCGUGCCAUUGCCAACAUGUGCAAUGCUGGAAUUAAGGUGGAACAGAUGGCUAAGGCAUCGGCUGAAGCGUGUACGAAGACGAUGAACAUCCCAUAAAAUCAACUAUAUAUAUAUAUAUAUUUGCAUGCAACUGUAGACACUGCAAAAAUGAAACUUGAAUUAUGUAUCCUAAUGCCUUUAUGAUUAUUUUCCAGUUUGAAGAUG